Messenger RNA from Carassius carassius (crucian carp), 2378 nucleotides. Its product is annotated as glypican-6-like. Gene Ontology annotation, biological process: cell migration; regulation of protein localization to membrane; regulation of signal transduction. Gene Ontology annotation, cellular component: cell surface; plasma membrane; synapse. The record is from RefSeq and is a predicted model, not a curated record. NCBI's taxonomy places the organism in Eukaryota, Metazoa, Chordata, Actinopteri, Cypriniformes, Cyprinidae. The coding region runs from base 254 to 1909 and encodes 551 amino acids. The transcript has 9 exons.
GCAGAAGUUGAGAGCGAGCCGCCCCGGAUCUAUUCUGGAGGUUUCGCUGUUCUAAUCACACACGCGAUCGUUCUGAGAGGAUCCGUCUGAGAAUUCUGCUAUGAACCGGGUGCGUCAGAAAGCGUGAUUGAUCAUUGAUGAGCGAUUGAAUGACUAAAACAUUUGCCCACCUGCAGCUGGAGACGCCGGUGCGCUGAGUGCGUCUUGCGGGUUUUGCGCUUUUACGCAUCGGCUGGAUUUGCGCACAGGAGGGAUGUUGAAGACACCUGUCGUGAUUUUCACUUCUUUAUCGCUUCUAUUGUCGCUGUCAUGUGCUGGAGAUGUAAAUUCGCGCAGCUGCAGCGAUGUGCGCCAGGCGUUCACGACCAAAGGCUUCAGUCUCCAUAAUGUGCCACAUCAGGAGAUAUCAGGUGAACAACUGCGGGUUUGUUCCCAAGGCUACACAUGCUGCACUUCAGACAUGGAGGACAGGCUUGGUCAGCAGAGUAAACUGGAUUUUGAGAAAUUAGUGGAUGAGAACAGCCUCAACAUACGGACGAUAUUUACCUCCAGACAUAAAAAGUUUGACGAAUUCUUUCUGGAGUUGCUGGACAACUCGGAAAAGUCACUAAAUGCCAUGUUUGUGCGCACAUAUGGCAAACUGUACACGCACAACUCAGAGAUUUUUGAGGACCUGUUCUCAGAGCUCAAGCGUUACUACACUGGCGGAAACGUCAUCCUGGAGGAAGUGCUGAAUGACUUCUGGUCGAGACUUCUGGAGCGCAUGUUUCAGCUGCUGAACUCUCAGCACACCUUCACUGAUGACUAUCUGGAGUGUAUCAGCAAAUACACCGACCAGUUAAAGCCCUUUGGAGAUGUUCCGCGCAAGCUCAAGGCUCAGGUCACCAAGGCCUUCAUUGCGGCUCGCUCGUUCGUUCAAGGACUCAUGGUGGGUCGGGAAGUGGCCAACAGAGUGGCAAAGGUCAAUAUAUCUCCAGCCUGCAGUAAAGCAUUGACCAAAAUGCUGUACUGUCCAUACUGUGGAGGACUGCCAGGCCUCAAAACCUGUGCCAACUACUGUCAAAAUGUCAUGCGGGGCUGCCUGGCCAACCAAGCGGACCUGGACCCUGAGUGGAACCUCUUCAUCGAUGCCAUGCUGCUGGUGGCUGACAGACUGGAGGGGCCCUUCAACAUCGAGGCCGUCAUGGAGCCGAUAGAUGUGAAGAUCUCAGAGGCCAUCAUGGCCAUGCAGGACAACAGCAUGCAAGUUUCAUCCAAGGUAUUUCAGGGAUGUGGUCAUCCCAAACCAGCUGGAGUUGGCCGAUCUGCCCGCGGGAUCUCAGAUGUAUUCAACAGUCGCUUCAGACCCUACAGCCCAGAAGAGAGGCCGACCACGGCAGCUGGCACCAGCUUAGACAGACUGGUGAUCGACAUUAAGGAGAAGCUGAAGGAGUCGAAGAAAUUCUGGUUAUCGCUGCCAGACAGCAUCUGCGCAGAGGACGAAGUGGCUGACCCAGAUGAGGAGCAGUGCUGGAACAGUCACACAAAGGGAAGAUAUUUCCCUGAAGUUGUAAAAGUCGGCCUUACGAACCAGCUCAAUAACCCAGAGGUGGAAGUGGACAUCACUAGACCAGACACCUUCAUCAGACAGCAGAUCAUGACCCUGCGAGUGAUGACCAACAAGCUGCGAAACGCCUACAAUGGCAAAGACGUCUACUUCCAAGACUCCAGUGAUGAGGAGAGUGGCUCAGGCAGUGGAAGUGGUUUCACGACUGAGCCUGAAGUGGUCCACACAGAGCCCCCGGUGCUGGAAGCAGACAAAAGCGACCCGCAACCACCAACAGAUGAGGCGGCCCAUCAGCAAAAGCCUAUGUUGCAGUUACUAGCGGCAGUAACGGCCCUCACAUGGUUGCUGCUGUGGCUGAGAUAAUGGCAGUAGGCGGCACGCAGCCACACGGACGUUUGAGACAGACGCAGUGUCGCUCGCGCUCUUAGCCUUUCCAUAACUGGACUGGACGUUUUCCAAAAAAAUAAAAUUAAAUGGUAAUAAAAAAUAUCAAGAAAUAACCCAUGAAAAAGGGGGGCAAGCUAAAUAGCUAGGUGUGAGGAGAAGGAAGAGCGAGCAAAGACCUUUGCAUCCUGCUUGUUCCAAAGAAUGCUUGGUGCAAUCGGAAGCAGCUUCUCUUUUGGCCUCUCAUUUCUAAAUGAAUUUAAGAGAAAAACGAACUUUUCGGGGUGAAAAGUGGUCGCCAUGCAAAUGGGAUUGCUUUACUUUUUUGGAAGAGAAUGGGAAAAUAUGAAAAUCUAUAUUUUUGCUUUCCUUUUAUACUGCAUAAAUGAGACGCCAAAGUACGCUCUGGUAGUUUUUUCUGUUUGUUUUUUUUUCUUAAUGUUUCACC